Molecule: messenger RNA, 1945 nt
Organism: Chelmon rostratus (copperband butterflyfish)
Lineage: Eukaryota; Metazoa; Chordata; Actinopteri; Chaetodontiformes; Chaetodontidae
Gene: gnmt
Product: glycine N-methyltransferase
Exons: 6
Coding region: 130-1017 (295 amino acids)
Biological process (GO): S-adenosylmethionine metabolic process; protein homotetramerization; regulation of gluconeogenesis
Cellular component (GO): cytosol
Molecular function (GO): S-adenosyl-L-methionine binding; identical protein binding; glycine N-methyltransferase activity
Source: RefSeq, a predicted model, not a curated record
GUCUGGGCUAGCAUGUGGAGAGGCAACCUGCUCGACAAGUAGUCAUUAAAAUACACAGUUAGUUUGCUGAACAUCUCAUUCGUUUGCAGUGUAAGCUAAGAGAAAACACUGGCAGGUACAAGCAGCAGCAUGUCGGUCGACAGCGUGUUUAGGACCCGCUCUCUCGGUGUGGCCGCCGAGGGUCUUCCUGAUCAGUAUGCCGACGGCAAAGCAGCGAAAGUCUGGGAGCUGUACAUCGGAGACACGCAGAGUAGGACGCAGGAAUACAAAAGCUGGGUGGUGUCUUUGCUGAAACAACAAGGGGUGCGGAAAGUGCUGGAUGUAGCCUGCGGAACAGGAGUUGACUCCAUUAUGUUGGUGGAGGAGGGCUUUAAUAUGGUGAGCGUGGAUGCCAGCGACAAAAUGCUCAAGUAUGCACUGAAGUCAAGAUGGGAGAGGAGAAAAGAGCCAGCUUUUGACCAGUGGGUGAUUGAAGAGGCCAACUGGUUGACGUUAUCGGAGGACAUUCAGAAACCAGGGACUGGCUUUGAUGCUGUUAUCUGCCUUGGCAACUCAUUCGCUCACUUACCAGACUUCAAAGGGGACCAGAGUGACCAAAAGUUGGCCCUCCAGAACAUUGCCAGUAUGGUCAAACCAGGUGGGAUCCUCAUCAUUGACCACCGUAAUUACGACUACAUCCUGGAGACCGGCCGGGCACCGCAAGGCAAAAAUAUCUACUAUAAGAGUGAUCUAACUCAGGACAUCUCCACCUCGGUGCUGUGGGUCAACAGUAAGCCCCAUAUGAUCACUCUGGACUACACCAUCCACGUGCCCCAGGCCGCCCUCCACAAUCUUCCUGAAGUCAGUAAAUUCCGUCUGUCCUACUACCCUCAUCGUCUGGAGCCCUUCAAAGCAUUGCUGAACGAGGCCUUCAAUGGCAAAAUGGAGCACAGCGUCUACGGAGAUUUCAAGACCUACGUUCCUGGCCAGACCCAGGCCCCGUGCUACUUCAUCCACGUCUGCAAGAAGACAGCCUAAGAGCCCGACCCACCAACUUCCUGCAGGCACGCACACUGCUCGGAAAACAACAACAACAUGUUCUUACAGCUCUCCAGAUGUGGGCAAAAUCAUAUUUGAAUAUGUUUUAAAAAUAUUUCAUCUUAGAUUUCUUUAGUCUUUGGUCAGUUUACCAUGUGAUGAUCACAUGGGUACCAAAAUCAUCCUGAUGGUUUGUGACUGCAGUGUCCAGUGUUAACACAUGAGCAUACACAAAGGCGUCAGUGCUAAUAGAUAGCAGCAGUAUCAUCAUCAUACAAGGAAAUGUGUCGUCAGUGCUCUAUUUAUGGCCUGGAAAGUUGUAAUUCAUACAAUUUGCUUUAUUUUCUCAGUUUGAAGUGAUGUAUGCUGAAAUGUUUAAGGACCAGUGUAAGUUUGUGGGGAUUUGUUGGCUGAAUGUGGCAGAUGAGCUCCUUUUAUCUACAGAGGGAGCAGGUUUCUCACAGGGUCUGCCAUGUUGCUCCACCAUGUUUCCUAACACUGGCUUUCCUGUCCUGCACACUGGUCAUUUAACGCAACUGGAACAUGUGGUUGAUAAUGAUUUUUCUUUUCACUUAAAUCAAAACUCCCAAAUAGAAGCUAAGUUUGAAAACUCCAAAUUUAUUGGACCACUGUUUUGCCCACAUCUGGUCUCUUCCCAGUGUGCUGUGUGCUGCUCUUGCGUUCUGCUCGUCUCUGUUUCCUCUCUGCUUCCCGCCUCUCUGAACAUGAUCCACCAUGAACUUUUUAAAUUGGUGCUGUAAGAGUGAUAUUCCUCAUGAUUGAAUACUUGGCAUUAAUCGCCAGUAAUUGCUAAGAUGUGUUCUUAGACAGUACUUUGUAAGUUUACCACAAGAGUCUUAAAAACUUCUGUGUUUUGUGAAUUUUAUUUGUAUUUUUGAGCUGGAAAAGGAAAGAAAAGCUGAUCUCA